AUGGCUACAAAUCUCUGCCCCUCACAAAUCAAAGUGAAUUGGAGUCAUGAGGUAUGGAAUAGACUAAACAUCCCUAGGCAUAGCUUUUGCUUGUGGAUUACAAUCCAAGAUAGACUUAAAACUAGAGAGAGGUUGUACAAACACAACAUCAUUGCAGAAGACUAUUGCUUGUUCUGUAUGGAUCAUCCUGAGACUACAGAGCACCUUUUCUUUUCUUGUCCUUUCUCUACUAUUUAUCUCUCUCAAGUUAAAGCUUGGCUAGGUUGGAGAGUUGAAACAAUAGACUUGAGCAGAUUGUGCAGGUGGCUGGAAAGAGCGAAAAUGAGCAAGUUUUGGAAGGCAGUAAUCACUGCUGCAGUGGCUGCUCUGGUGUACAAUGUUUGGAAAAAUCGCAAUGAUUUGAUAUGGAAUUCAAGGAGAAUAGCACAAGAUGUUGUUGUCCGUGCUAUAAAGGAAGAUGUAAAGAAUAGAGUGUUGUGUAAUUGGACAAAGAAACACAAACCAGUUGAUGCCAACUGGUUUGCUCUUCUAUAG
Messenger RNA from Cannabis sativa, 534 nucleotides. RefSeq lists its product as uncharacterized. The transcript has a single exon. Lineage: Eukaryota; Viridiplantae; Streptophyta; Magnoliopsida; Rosales; Cannabaceae. The record is from RefSeq and is a predicted model, not a curated record. Bases 1 to 534 code for a protein of 177 amino acids.